This is a messenger RNA of Raphanus sativus (radish), 4631 nucleotides long. RefSeq names its product paired amphipathic helix protein Sin3-like 2. Lineage: Eukaryota; Viridiplantae; Streptophyta; Magnoliopsida; Brassicales; Brassicaceae. Gene Ontology annotation, molecular function: transcription corepressor activity. Gene Ontology annotation, biological process: negative regulation of transcription by RNA polymerase II. The transcript is spliced from 23 exons. The record is from RefSeq and is a predicted model, not a curated record. Gene Ontology annotation, cellular component: histone deacetylase complex; chromatin. The coding region runs from base 263 to 4297 and encodes 1344 amino acids.
UCAUAUUCUCUCCUCUCACCCCUCUCUCCUCUCUCCUCUCUCCUCUCUCAGUCGUAGCAGCUCCUUUUGGACAAUCUCUUCAUCUCUGUCUUGCUCUUUUUUUUUUUUCUGUUUUGUUUUGAUUCAACUCUGUUUCAAUCGCAAUUCUUCUUCAGUGUUUUGCACACAAUCUGAGAAUUCAUGUGAAAUAGUCGCCGGUGAUCGGAACUGUUUCAUCUCGAUUCGAGAGAUCUGGGUGAUUUGGUUUCCAUCUCAUAGACAAAUGAAGCGGAUUAGAGAUGAUGUGUACUCCUCUGGGUCUCAAUUCAAACGUCCUUUCCCCUCUUCUCGUGGCGAAUCAUAUGUGCAAUCUCCAGUGCCUGGUGAUGGUGGGGGAGUAAACUCUCAGAAGUUGACAACCGAUGAUGCUUUGUCCUACUUGAAGGAUGUCAAGGAGAUGUUUCAAGAUCAAAGGGACAAAUAUGAUAUGUUUCUUGAGGUUAUGAAAGACUUCAAGGCACAAAGGACCGAUACGUCUGGUGUGAUUGCACGAGUCAAGGAGUUGUUUAAAGGGCAUAACAAUUUGAUUUUCGGGUUUAACACCUUUCUGCCUAAGGGAUUUGAAAUAACGCUUGAUGAAGUUGAAGAAGAAGAAGAAGAAGCUCCACCACCUAAGAAGACUGUUGAAUUUGAAGAAGCCAUCUCUUUUGUUAAUAAAAUCAAGAAACGGUUCCAGAACGAUGAAGAUGUGUAUAAGUCUUUCUUGGAGAUCUUAAAUAUGUAUCGGAAGGAUGAUAAGGACAUCACUGAGGUUUACAAUGAGGUAUCGGCUCUUUUUGAGGACCACCUGGAUUUGCUUGAAGAGUUUACUAGGUUUCUGCCAGAGUCUUUGGCGGCUCAUUCAGCAGCUCAGUUAAUACGGAGUCAGGCCCAACGGUAUCAUGACCGAGGAUCAGGCCCUCCUCUUGUGCGUCGAAUGUUAAUGGAGAAGGAUCGCCGGCGAGAAAGGGCUGUUGCUUCUCGGGGUGACCGUGAUCAAAGUGUUGACCGUUCUGACCUUAAUGAUGAUAAAGCAAUGGUUAAGAUGCACAGAGAGCCGAAGAAACGAGUCGAUAAGGAGAAUAGAGAAAGGAGAAGCCGUGAUUUGGAUGAUGGAGAAGCAGAGCAAGAUAACUUGCACCAUUUCUCAGAGAAAAGGAAGUCAUCCAGAAGAACCAGUGAGGGCUUUGAAGCGUACUCCAGUCCUGCCUCACAUUCUGAGAAAAACAAUCUAAAAAGCAUGUACAACCAAGCAUUUGUGUUUUGUGAGAAAGUCAAGGAGAGAUUAAGCAGCCAAGAUGAUUAUCAGACAUUCUUGAAGUGUCUCAAUAUUUUCAGCAAUGGAAUUAUCGACAGGAACGAACUGCAGAAUUUGGUCUCUGAUCUGCUUGGAAAAUUCCCUGAUCUCAUGGAUGAGUUCAAUCAGUUCUUUGAGCGUUGUGAGAAUGGUUUCCAGCACCUCGCUGGCGUUAUGAGCAAAAAAUCACUUAUUAGUGAAGAACAUUUAUCUAGGCCAGUGAAGAAGGAGGAAAAGGAAAGAGAAUACAAACGAGACCUUGAUGCUGCUAAGGAAAAGGAGCGUUCCAAGGACAACAAGUACUUGGAGAAAUCUAUUCAAGAGCUUGAUCUAUCUGAUUGCGAGCGUUGCACUCCUAGCUACCGACUCCUCCCAUCGGAUUAUCCAAUACCUUCGGUGCGCCACAGACAGAAACUAGGGGCUGCUGUUUUAAAUGAUCACUGGGUUUCUGUCACCUCAGGAAGUGAAGACUACUCUUUUAAGCACAUGCGCAGAAACCAAUAUGAAGAAAGUUUGUUUAGAUGUGAAGAUGACAGAUUUGAGUUGGAUAUGCUGUUGGAAUCUGUGGGUUCUGCUGCGAAAAACGCAGAAGACUUGUUGAAUAAUAUAAUUGAGAAGAAGAUAAGUAUUGAGGGCUCCUUCCGGGUUGAAGACCACUUCACAGCCCUAAAUAUAAGGUGCAUAGAGAGACUUUAUGGUGACCAUGGUCUUGACGUAACAGACCUAAUACGUAAGAAUCCUGCCGCUGCACUUCCUGUAAUUCUUACUCGUUUGAAGCAGAAACAAGAAGAGUGGACAAAGUGCCGUGAAGAUUUUAAUGCGGUCUGGGCGGAUGUGUAUGCCAAAAAUCAUUACAAGUCACUUGAUCACCGCAGCUUCUAUUUUAAGCAGCAAGAUUCUAAGAACUUGAGUGCAAAAGCGCUGGUGACUGAAAUCAAGGACCUGAAAGAGAAGUCUCAGGAAGAAGAUGAUGUUCUUCUGUCUGUAGCCGCUGGUCACAGACAACCCAUAGUUCCUCACUUCGAGUAUGAAUAUUUGGACAGGACUAUUCAUGAAGAUCUAUUUAAACUAGUCCAAUUUUCGUGUGAGGAGAUAUGUUCUACAAAGGAGCAGAUCGAUAAAGUUCUGAAGCUCUGGAGAAAUUUCCUGGAGAUGAUGCUUGGUGUUCCACCCAGGGCCAAGGGGUCAAAUUCUGUUGAAGAUGAUGUUGUAGAAACCAAGCAUCACGGUGCAUUGACGAGUGGGGAGGUGAAUGUGAGCUCUGGCUCGGCAAAUUUGACUUCGAGGCAACUAAAGUUCACUGCCUAUGGAGAUGAGAAUACUGCAGCGAAAGAAAACUGUAAGGAUGGUGAUCAUCCGGCUAAGAAAGAUGUUGCCACCUGUUCUGCUGUAAAACCCCAGAAAGAUCAAGAAAAUGGAAAUGGAGCUGAUAAACGAUCUGGAGAUGUUGGUGAUAGAGUAGCCAGUGGGGUAGAAAACAAUAAUAGUAAAGUAGGGAGUGGAGAUUCGUCAGGUGCACGUGGCAUUUUAUCCAAACCAGGUGAAGCUAUAGAUAACACUGAUACCAUUCAUCAUACUCAGGUACGUUGUAUUGGCAGUAGAACUAUAGUUACAUCAGAUGGAGUGCUGCCAGAUGCUUCUAAAGCCAACAGUAAUUAUGAUGGUUCAUCCAAUAUUGAGAAGGAGGAAGGUGAAUUAUCACCUAUUGGUGAUUCUGAAGACAACUUUGUUGUUUAUGAAGAUAGUGGUUUGAAGUCUACUGCCAAGCCAGAACAUUCCGUUGAAGCUGAAGGAGAUAAUGAUGAAGAUGAGGAUGGUGAUGAUGCUUCAGAAGGUGGGGAGGACGCGUCCGGAACUGAAUCUAUUGGUGACGAAUGUUCACAAGACGGUAAUGGUAUGGAGGAAGAAGGUGAUCAUGAUGAGAUUGAUGGUAAAGCUGAGAGUGAAGGAGAGGCAGAGGGAAUGGAUUCUCAUCUUAUAGAAGAAGAAGAAGAAGACAAUCGGUUGCUUCCAUUGUCAGAACGUGUUGUGUUAUCCGUUAAGCCUCUUUCAAAGCAUGUAGCUGCAGCUGCGUUGCUUGAUGAGAGACAAAAAGAUUCCAGAGUGUUCUACGGCAAUGACGACUUUUAUGUUCUUUUCAGGCUUCAUCGAAUCCUGUACGAGAGAAUUUUGUCUCCAAAAACAUAUUGCACAGGCGGUGAAGUGAAUCGAAGAAACACGAAAGAUACUACUAGUUCACCAGAUCCUUAUGCAAGGUUUAUGAGUGCUCUGUUUAGUCUGCUUAAUGGCUCAGCUGAAAGCUCCAAGUUUGAGGAUGAAUGUCGAGCUAUUAUUGGAAACCAAUCGUAUGUUCUAUUCACGUUGGAAAAACUGAUAUACAAACUAGUUAAACAGCUUCAAGCUGUUGUAGCAGACGAUAUGGAUAAUAAGCUUCUUCAGUUGUAUGAGUAUGAGAAGUCUAGGAAACCUGGGAGGGUCAUUGACUCGGUGUAUUAUGAAAACGCCAGGAUCCUCCUUCACGAGGAAAAUAUCUAUCGGUUGGAAUGUUCGUCCUCUCCACCUCAUUUGUCAAUCCAGCUUAUGGAUAAUAUAAUCGAAAAGCCUGAGGCUUGUGCAGUUUCCAUGGAUCCCACGUUUGCAAAUUAUCUGCAAAAAGAGUUUCUUUCCAACUCAUCAGGGAAAAAAGUAGUGCCGCAGUCCAUUGUGUUAAAAAGGAACAUGCGUGGAUACUCUGGUCUAGAUGAUCUUGCAGUAGCCUGCAAGGCAAUGGAAAAUGUAGAAGUAAUUAAUGGCCUCGAGUGCAAGAUGUCUUGCUCUUCCUACAAGAUUUCGUAUGUUUUGGACACGGAGGAUUUCUUCCACAGGAAGAUAAAGAAGAAGAAGAAGAAGAGCGAGAACUCGUCACAUGACAACUCAUCAUCCCAGCAACGCAAGUUGUAUAGAAUAGAAAGAUUCCACAAGUUUCUCUCAGCUUCAAGAUGACAGCAGCAAGAAGAAGAUCAAAACGGAUCUUUUAUCAUUUUACUUCAAUACAAGGAAGGUUAGAGGCUGACCAGGUUCUGUCUCUGCAACUUUCCCAGAAAUAAAAAGAAGUUUCAAUACUUUCUCGUUAGUAUUCUGUGAAGAAGUUACUUGCACAGUAGUGUGUGUGUAUUUAUCUAAUUUGUAUCUUGAUGAUUUAGGUUUACGAAAAAAAAAGAAAUGUGUGGAUGUAAAUAUUGGAAACACAUUCUUGGUUUGUUUGUAUCUACAGACAUAGUAAAGUUCCAAGGAGAGAUUCUCUCUUUUUAUAUAUAAGUAAAUGGUUUUUCAACGU